Heterocephalus glaber (naked mole-rat) is the source of this 3577-nucleotide messenger RNA. It is a transcript of the gene Slc35e3, whose product is annotated as solute carrier family 35 member E3. Lineage: Eukaryota; Metazoa; Chordata; Mammalia; Rodentia; Bathyergidae. The record is from RefSeq and is a predicted model, not a curated record.
GGCCGCGCCGGCUCUCAGGGGCGGAGAGGGUGUGUGCGGCUGGGGCUGCGGCUGGUUCUCCCUGUGCUGCUCGCCCUGGCUGCACGGUGAGGCGGGCGUGCGCGAGGGACGGCCGGGCGUGCAGGGGGUCAUGGCAUCGCUGGCCGAGCGAGUCUGGGGCCACGGGCGUAUCGCCGCCGGGCUCCUGUUCAACCUCCUGGUGUCCAUCUGCAUCGUGUUCCUCAACAAAUGGAUCUAUGUGCACCACGGCUUCCCCAACAUGAGCCUGACCCUGGUACACUUUGUGGUCACCUGGCUGGGCUUGUACAUCUGCCAGAAGCUGGACAUCUUCGCCCCCAAAAGUCUGCCGCCCUCCAAGCUCCUCCUCCUGGCUCUGAGCUUCUGUGGCUUUGUGGUCUUCACCAACCUCUCUCUGCAGAACAACACUAUCGGCACCUAUCAGCUGGCCAAGGCCAUGACCACGCCGGUGAUUAUAGCCAUCCAGACUUUGUGCUACCAGAAGAGCUUCUCCACCAGAAUUCAACUCACGCUGAUUCCUAUAACUUUAGGUGUAAUCCUAAAUUCUUAUUACGAUGUGAAGUUUAAUUUCCUUGGAAUGGUGUUUGCUGCUCUUGGUGUUUUAGUUACAUCUCUUUAUCAAGUGAGGACUUAUUUAAAGCUGGCAGGAGUAUGGUUCCGAUUUCCUGCUCUUCUGAUUGUCUUGUGGGUAGGUGCCAAACAGCAUGAGCUGCAAGUAAACUCCAUGCAGUUGCUGUACUACCAGGCUCCAAUGUCAUCUGCCAUGUUGCUGGUCGCUGUGCCCUUCUUUGAGCCAGUGUUUGGAGAGGGAGGAAUAUUUGGUCCCUGGUCAGUUUCUGCUAUGCUUAUGGUGCUGCUGUCUGGUGUAAUUGCGUUCAUGGUGAACUUAUCAAUUUAUUGGAUCAUUGGAAACACUUCACCAGUCACCUAUAACAUGUUUGGACACUUCAAGUUCUGCAUUACUUUAUGUGGAGGAUACAUUUUAUUUAAGGAUCCACUGUCAAUUAAUCAAGGUCUUGGCAUUUUAUGUACAUUAUUUGGCAUUCUCGCCUAUACUCACUUCAAGCUCAGUGAACAGGAAGGAAAUAAGAGCAAACUUGUGCAACGUCCUUGAGUUUUUGUGGAGAAGAGAAAGUUGCCCCAAGACAAAAAAGUGUUAAGUUACUUUCAAAAAUGAAAAAAAUUGUAGUGCAAAAUUUACUGAAUGGUUUAUAAGAAGUAAUAUAAAUAUUAUUCACAGAUGUGACUUUUUUAAUGGUAACAAAGUUUAUUUGAAAAAGUAAAAGUGAAGAGUGAAGGAGAAACUGGCUCUACAAAAUUUGAUCUUGGGCCGAAUGAAAGAGGAAAAAGCAAGAUAAAAGAACACCCUGGAGCUGGAUGUGGUGAUGCACGUCUGUAAUCCCAGCACUCGGGAGGCAGAAGCAGGAAGAUUGCCAUGAAUUCAAGACUAGCCUGAACUACAUAGCAAGACCCUGUCUCAACCCCUGCCUCAGAAGAGAGGGAACACCAUGGAGGAAGCAGGGUAGGCUAUCUUGAGGAAAGCCACAAUAGCGAGCUUUAUCAGGGAGCUCCUUCUAAAAGGGGCUCGCCAAAUAAAUGUUACUGGUUUUGGCUUGCUCGCCACUCCUUCUGGAAUGAGAUUCAUGUUCCCUUCAUCGCAAAGAAUUGAAUGAAAUGAGCAAAAAGCAGUGACAAAGUUGAUUUGAAAAGGUAAAAGUGAAAAGUGAAAGAGAAAAUGGCUCUGCAAAGUGAGGGUGGGCCUAGUAAAAGCAGAAAAAGCAAAAUAAAAGUAUACCCUGGAGGACACAGAGCAGGCCUUUCCUUUUCGUGAGGAAAGCCACAAUAGCCACAAAUCUGACUUUUUUAGUACCUUUUUCAAAAAUUAAAUUUCAAAAACUUAAGCUGGGCAUGGUGGUGCACAGCUAUAAUCCCAGCAUGUGGGACACUGAAGCAGGGGAGUUGCAAGUUCAAGGCCAGCCUGGAAUCUGUCUCCAAAAAAAAAAAUCUCAAAAACCAAAAUGGUUUGUGCUGCUUUUCAAAGAUGAUUAUAGGACAGCCCACUUAUACCAAGUGAAAUACAUGAAAAGUAAAGUUCUGUAAUAAUAAAGGAUUCUGUAUUCCAGUACUACAGAAGUAUGUUUUUUUAGUAUUCAUAUUCUUCUUAGGGCAUGUAAGAUCCCUCUACUUCCUAGUAGACAGUUUUCCAUUGUGAGAUGUAUUAUAAUUUUGGUCAUAGUGUUAAGGGGUGGUGGGGCUCAAACCCAGAGCCUUGCACACUCAAGUUAAAUACUCUGCUGCUGAGUUAUAUCCAUACCCCUAAGUCACAUUUGAAAAAGGAAUAAUUUUUUGAGAUACGAAGGAAAUACAUGAUUUCUGAUUAACAAAUACUAUAUAGUGCCACAUAUGUAAUUGUAAAAUGUAUUUCUACCUUCCAAUAUCUUGACAUUUAAAUCUUUUUUUGGGGGGGGGGGUACUGGGGAUCGAACUCAGGAUCUUGUGCUUCUGAGGCAGGAGCCGGAACCACUGAGCUAAAUCCCUGGCCCAUAAAUCUUGAAGUUAUUAACUUCACAGCAAAUUUAAAUUGAGACAAAUCAUUCCUUUGAUAAUAAAUAAUUCUUUUUCCAAACAUAAACUUUCUGUGAAAAAGGAACAUAAGAAAACCGCUAUAUGGGCCAGGGAUUUAGCUCAGUGUUGGCCUCCCAAGCGCAAGGACCCGAGUUCGAUCUCCGGUACCAGAAAAAAGAAAACAGCUACAUGUACAAAAUAUACCUUCAAAAAGAUGAUAAAUUUUGGUAUGUCUUAUUGCAAUAACAAACACUCAUAUAUAUCUUUUAGAUAUUUUUGAAUUCUUUCCUGGCUCAUUUAAAGUAAAAAGCUUCACUGAAAAUCAGCUUUGAAGAAUUCAGCUUGUAAGUCAAUCUGCUGUAUGAUUAGCAUGUAUGGUUGUCUGUUUUUGUUUUAAGUAUUCUUUGGUUCUCAGUUUACAAAGAUAUCUUUUACUGUGCUAAGAAGGACAGAGUAUCUCAUCUCUGAUACAUGAGCCUCAAGUAUUUUCUGUGUCUAAGAAACUUUCUCUGGGUAUGUUUAAGUUAACCUAGUUAUUUCCCAGAAGCUGGAGGAAAGUAUUCACAAUGAGUAUUAUUUGAUUUAAGUACAGUGAGCACUAAGAACUGAGUUGAUUUGUUCCAUGUACAAAUUCUUAAUUGUAAAUAAAACUUGGGGGCAGUGUGGGGACUUAUAAUAAAUGAGUGAUGUCAGUAGGAAUGCCAUAAGAAAGUUAGAGCAAGUUGGGUAAGGGUGUGUGUAUAUAAAUGAAUAAAAUAUGCUAAAAUCUUGAGUGUGGUGUUUUUGCCCUGAAGACAAUCAUUACAUUGAAAAGAAAUUCCUGGGGGAAAAUGCGCCACAUGACUGGGACCAAGCACAGAGACAAGCUAGAUGCCGUGCUUUGGAAGAAAACAUGCUGUCCUUUUGUUACCAUAUAACUGGACUUAUUUUUUCAUCCUAUGUUAAAUGACUUAAGUUUUAUCUGUUAACAAUAAAAAGGCCCUUUUUAAAAAAA